Molecule: messenger RNA, 591 nt
Organism: Fraxinus pennsylvanica
Lineage: Eukaryota; Viridiplantae; Streptophyta; Magnoliopsida; Lamiales; Oleaceae
Source: the annotation of a GenBank genome assembly
AUGGGAAUGUUUCUUAUUUUAACGUUUGUGUUUUGUGCAUUGGUUAUAGGCAUGGCUAUGCCUAAGGCCUACGCGAAUGCACAAGAACAUGCCAGGUUCCAAAACCUCUACCUAGGAAAGGAAACAACUACCAGCAUUCAACUUUUUGUACAAGACAAACUAGGCGGCCAGAACCCAACUGUCUGGGAAGUGGCACGAUGCAACUUUACAUCUAAUUCAGCGACAUCGUUUGGUCAAGUCAGAGUCUUAGAUGAUCUAGUAACCGCCGGACCUGAUCGUAACUCAGAGAUAGUGGGCCGGGCUCAAGGGCUAAUCACAUCUUCUGACUUUCACGAAUCAGCCCUGACAAUGAACCUCAACUUUGUAUUUACAUCAGGGAACUACAAUGGAAGUACACUAUGCAUGCUGGGGAGGAAUCCAUUAGGUAACCAAUAUAGAGAGUUGGCUAUUGUUGGAGGUACCGGGGUUUUCCGAAUGGCCCGUGGAUAUGCCAUUACAAACACUUACUCGUAUGAUGUCGAAACUAGUUAUGGUGUUCUAGAGUACAAUAUUUAUGUUGCUUAUGUUGAUGCAUCACAAGCGGAUGAGUGA